GAGCGGCUGUGGCGGGGCUGAGAGCAGCAGCCAGGGGGAGGGGACAGAGGCGGUAGCAGCAGCCCCAGCAGCAGCAGCAGAGGCUUGCCGUUGAGGAAGAGCACAGCAGGAGCAUCAGCAGGAGCGGCGGCGCAGGAGGAGGAGAGGAGGGGGAAGGAGAGGACAGGGACCGGCCCUCACUAUGGCUAUCCGAAAGAAAAGCACCAAGAACCCUCCCGUCCUGAGCCACGAAUUCAUCCUGCAGAAUCACGCCGACAUCGUCUCCUGUGUGGCCAUGGUCUUCCUGGUGGGGCUCAUGUUCGAGAUUACAACAAAAGCAGCAGUUAUUUUUGUUACUCUUCAAUACAAUGUUACCAUUCCAGCCACAGAAGACCGUGCAACUGAAACCCUUUCUUUCUAUUACUAUGGCAUCAAAGAUUUGGCUACCGUUUUCUUCUACAUGCUGGUAGCAAUAAUUAUUCAUGCCAUAAUUCAGGAAUACAUCUUAGAUAAAAUUAACAGGCGAAUGCACUUCUCCAAAACGAAACACAGCAAGUUUAAUGAAUCUGGUCAACUUAGUGCAUUCUACCUUUUUUCAUGUAUUUGGGGUACAAGCAUUCUAGUGUCUGAGAACUUCAUCUCAGAUCCAGCUAUACUGUGGAAGUCCUACCCCCUUACCAUGAUGACAUUUCAAAUGAAGUUUUUCUACAUAUCACAGCUGGCUUACUGGUUUCAUGCUUUUCCUGAGCUCUACUUCCAGAAAACCAAAAAAGAAGAUAUUCCACGACAACUUGUCUACAUUGGUCUUUACCUCUUUCACAUUGGUGGAGCUUAUCUUUUGAACUUGAACCAUCUGGGACUUGUUCUUUUGGUGCUGCAUUACUUUGUUGAGUUUCUGUUCCAUAUUUCCAGACUGUUUUAUUUUAGUGAUGAAAAAUAUCAGAAAGGAUUUUCUUUGUGGGCAGUUCUAUUUGUUUUGGGAAGACUUCUGACUUUGAUUCUCUCUGUAUUAACUGUUGGCUUUGGCCUAGCAAGAGCAGAAAAUCAGAAGCUGGAUUUCAGUACUGGAAACUUCAAUGUGUUGCCUGUCAGAAUUGCUGUUCUUGCAUCAAUCUGCAUUACUCAGGCAUUCAUGAUGUGGAAGUUCAUUAAUUUUCAGCUUCGAAGGUGGAGGGAACAUUCUUCUUCUCAGCCUCAGAUUGUGAAAAAGAAAUCUGCAGUAACUAAAGGCAGGUCUUCUAGAAAAGAAAAAGAAAAUGGCGUAAAUGGAACAGUAACUUCGAAUAGCGCUGACUCCCCCCGUAACAGGAAAGAGAAAUCCUCAUAACUGAAUUUUAUCAAAUUAAAUGACUAAUGUCCCCAAAGAAAUCUGCUUUUUACAAUAAGGAGUUCUUCAGCACUAGACAUCAUUCUGAUCCUAAAAAUACAGUUCCUGCUCUUUGAUUCUUGCUAUUCUUGUAUGAUUUCACGCAUCUUUUUUUAUGGGCAGUCGUGGGGGGAGGGUGAUUUCUGUGAGGGAGAGAAACAUUUUGGCUUAGACUAAGCUACCUAUCUUUGGAAUAAUCAAGGGACCAUCACACCUUUUUUGUUUUUUUGUUUGUUUUUGUCUUUUUUUAAACUUUUUUUGUAAUAAUUGGGAAUAGUUAGUUAUUUAAAUUUCACAUCUUAAAGAUCAGUGAUUCGAUUUAAUGUUCCCACCUAUAUUUUUAUGAUCUUGGCAAAUAUCCAGUUCCAACAAAAUCUUUUUUUUUUUUUUUUUCAGUUCUCUUUCAAGAUCAAUAUGAAAGUAGCAUAAAGUUGGAAGUCAAACUUUAAAUAUGUUUUAAAUAGUCUCUGAAUUUUAGAAGUAUUAUUUUUAGUAGAAUUACAACUGGAAACCUGAUUUUUCAAACCACCAAAAUAAUUGUGUGCUUUAUUUUGUAGUUAGUUGUUGUCAGUGUUGCAUACUGAUAGAUGGAAAAAAGAAAAACACACCUCUUCAAGGUUGAAGUAUUUCAAAGGCAUAUUGCCUAUAUUGAAUUGCAAUUUCUUGUAUAAAUAUGAAAAUACUCAUAAUAAAAGUCUUUAAAAGUGUGUCAAAAACACUUACAGACUGGAAAAUAGAAUAUUAAGUGUACACUGUAGAAAGCAAAAUCAGAUUUAUGCAGCCCUUUUAAUAAAUAAGUUUAUCAAAAAUUACUCAGUAGGGCUUGUCUUAAGUUCAAUGUGUACAGUGACCUAGAACAAUGCUUCUUUGGUGUGCAAACCCUCUUGGAAAAUAACACUGUCUACUUGAUCAAUAUAUUUGAACAGAAUGUCAUAUUUACAUCUAGAAUAUGUAUUAUGUGCACUAAUUCAAAAAGGAAUUGAAAGUUCAGGUGGAUGAGCAGUCUUAGGAAAGACAAUGCUUUAUGUUAUAACUAUAGCUUUGGUUCCAUCAUUAAUUGAGAAACAUUUAUCUGUAUAAAACAUAUUUUUGGAUAAAAAAUAUAUAUAUAUAUAUAUUUGUAUCUUUACAGAAAGGCUAUAAAAGCAUUUGAGUAAAAUAUUUGGUUCCCUUUUCUAUAAUCAUCCUUUGAAAUCCUUAUAGUUGUAUUUGAGUUGUCUUUGUCUUUCCCAUGCAUAUAUUGUUCCUUCAUUGUUCAUAUCUUGUCCCUGUUUCUUAUUUUUAUCAGAAAAAAGUUAAAUGUUUGUGCCUUUUUGUGUAAAAUUUGCAGACAAAAAUGCUUUCAUUCCUUGACCACCCUGUUAAAAGAGGUCUGCAGUUAAAGUGGCCAUGCUGCUAAUAAUGUCAUGCUUUCAAUUUUUCACAACUAUUGACCCACUUCUAAGGAAAGGGGUCGCCCUUUGUAGCAUUAUGGAGUUUAGGGGAACUAGAUUGUUCCAGUUACAAACUGUCAUCAGGUUGAACUAUAUGUUGAGAAACCCAGUUAAAAUAAAGACAUUUUUACUUUCA
Molecule: messenger RNA, 2914 nt
Organism: Vombatus ursinus (common wombat)
Lineage: Eukaryota; Metazoa; Chordata; Mammalia; Diprotodontia; Vombatidae
Product: translocating chain-associated membrane protein 1
Exons: 11
Coding region: 182-1306 (374 amino acids)
Biological process (GO): protein insertion into ER membrane; SRP-dependent cotranslational protein targeting to membrane, translocation
Cellular component (GO): endoplasmic reticulum membrane
Source: RefSeq, a predicted model, not a curated record